AUGGAGUUGCUUCCCAGCGCGCCAGUGGUUGUUUUGGUGGGCCACCUGCCGCACCUCGGUCACUUCGCGGCGUCGCUGCUGCAGAACCCGGCGGCGGCCGGGCGGCUGCAGGGCCUCUUCCACCCGGCCUCGGGCCUGGCGCUGAAAGCGACGGAGGGCGUCUGGGCGGAGGACCAGGAGCUUCGAUGCGAGCCAGGCAGGCGCUCGCUAAGACGCCUUUGA
Messenger RNA from Effrenium voratum, 222 nucleotides. The record is from the annotation of a GenBank genome assembly. Lineage: Eukaryota; Dinophyceae; Suessiales; Symbiodiniaceae.